Molecule: messenger RNA, 2640 nt
Organism: Aethina tumida (small hive beetle)
Lineage: Eukaryota; Metazoa; Arthropoda; Insecta; Coleoptera; Nitidulidae
Product: anoctamin-4
Exons: 14
Coding region: 120-2510 (796 amino acids)
Biological process (GO): chloride transmembrane transport
Cellular component (GO): plasma membrane
Molecular function (GO): protein dimerization activity; chloride channel activity
Source: RefSeq, a predicted model, not a curated record
AAUUUUUAUAUUUAUAUAAUCACUGUCAUUUUUUCAGAAUAUUUAAAUUGUCAAAAUAUGUGUUACAUGACAGUAUAACUCAUUGGUUAUUAUAAAGUGUACAUGUUUAAAAACUGAUUAUGAAUAAACCAGUGGGAACAGAUUUCGAAUACGAAUCAGUCCUAGCCUACAUUAGAAAAGGUAGGCUCGGUGGCGGAGCAUAUUUUAAAGAUGGAUUAAAAAAAGUACAUUAUGUGUUGGUCCUAAGCAUGACUUCAGCUUACACAAAUGUCGAUGUUAUCAGUCACAUUAUACGACAAUUGGAAGAUAUGGGUUUGGAAUUUGAACAAGAUCUUGGAAUUACCAUUCCUGUCAUUUUCAUCAAAAUUCAUAUACCAGACGAAGCCACUGAGGUAUAUUUAGGAACUUACGGAGUGAAUGAAGAUUUUAUAUAUGGAUUUGAUUAUGCUGAUCGUUCAGAGUCGUCAGUAUUUAAGACACCAGUUCAGAAGAAAAAUGUAUUUCAAGAUAUUCGGAGUCGUGAGUUGAGUGUAAUCAAGGUCAAAGUAAUUCAUCAAAUGUUAAUAGAAAUUCCUUUUGGUGAAGGAGAAGAUAAGAGGGGAUUGCCAAAGCUUUGCAAACGCGGAAUUUUUCAAGAUUAUUACCCACUACAUGAUGGUAAUAUUCAAUAUGAAUAUUGGUAUAACGAUGACUUAUUAAACGAUAGAACUUUGUUAGCGAAGUAUUGGGCAAAUUAUUAUGUUUGGUACAAAGAACAACCGCUAGACCUCAUAAAUAAAUACUACGGAUCAGAAAUUGCCUUCUAUUUUGCAUGGUGUGCAUUUUACAACAUGAUGUUGACCCCAAUAGCUGUCUUAGGAACAAUAUUGUCUUGUAUAAGUAUCGGACACCGAUUAAUGUAUCCUCUUGAUAUAACAGAAACAAUAUGUAACUCAAAACUUCCUGUAUGUGGAUUAUGUAUGAAAGGUUAUGGGUGUACUCAAAACCCACUAAGUGAUAGCUGUGGAGAUUAUACGAUUGCGUCUGUUUUAACUCACUCAAUUCUCACCGGUUAUGCUGUAGUUGUGACAAUUUGGGGUAUUUGUUUCAAUAAGAUGUGGAGCCGAAAAGAAUACAUUUUAAAAAUCCGAUGGAAUUUAUUGGGGAAAGAAUUGGAAAAAGACUCGAAAUUAAGAAUAGAAUUUCAAGAAAAAGCUGAAAAACUAGUAAUGGACGGUCAAAUUGUGUACAGACUGAAAGAGACUUCGAAAUUUUCAAGACGAGCUGUUGGAAUUAUUGGAUACAUAUUAAUUAUGUAUGUAGUAGUAAUGUUUUCAUAUGUAAAAAAUUACUUAUACUUAAUAGUCAAGACAGAAAUUAUAAAAAGAGGAGCUCAAUUUAACACCGGAACGUUCAUGUCAGAGAUACAUUCAUAUUGUCAGGCCGCGUUUCAAAUGUUAUUUUCGAAGUUGAUUUUUAAUCUGGCAUCAGGUCUAACGAACAUAGUGACACCCAAAACUCAAGAUACUUACGAUCAAAUAAUGUUAUUCAUGAUUUUCUCAUUGGAUCUAAUGAAUAACUUUUUUCCUUUUUUUCACACAGCUUUCAUUAAAAAUCAACAGUUCAAUAUUCCGUUUGAACGUGGGAUUGGAUUAUUGAAGAACGAUUCUUGUGAUCCGUUGCCUUGUGUGACUCCUCUUUUCGUUCAACUUAUGAUACUGAUGACCCUCAAAGUCAUACUUGAAAAAAUCUUUGUCAUUUGUUAUCCUAAAUGUAAAGGCUUAAUUAAAUCUUAUAUGAAAGAACAACUUAAAAAAUCACAAAUGCCGCAAUAUGAAGAAGAAUAUGGCAAAAUAUCUCAACAGUUCUGUUUUCUAGAUGUUAAUUUUUCAGGAAAAGUUAUUCAAUACGCUUUGCUUAUUAGUUUUAUUUAUGGUUUCCCGUUGGGCCCUAUGUGUUGUCUAAUUCAAAACGUACUUUCCCUGCGAAUGGAGGCUAUCGAUAUGAUUUAUGAAUCUCGUAGGCCAGCAUACACAAGACAGUCGCAAGGAAUUGGCAUUUGGAAUACAGUACUUAUGACCCUUACUCACGUUGGGGGCAUGAUUAACAUUUUUACAAUUGCAUUUGCUUCUGAUGGAAUAAUAGAAUUUCAUAGACCUGUAAGCAAUGAUAGCAAUGAAAUAUUUAUGUUUUCAGAAUUCCAUCCGUAUAAUGUUUUUGGCAAAUCCAAAAAUUCUACUAUACCCGAUAAAUGUUUAUUCCGAGGAAUGUACAAUUCACCGUAUAAGAUUAAUAGAUACUCGUAUUCCUUUAAAUUUUGGAAUCAACUGACAAAACAGUUAUAUUCAAUCCUCCUUCUUCAGAUACUAUGUUUUGGAAUGGUAUUUGUGGUCGACUAUAUUCUACCGACAAUUCCACCUUCUGUGAAGAAGAAGAGAUUUGACGACCGAACUAACUUGGACAACAAAUACAACAAGGAAUUCAAUAAGAAAUUGGAGCAACUUCUUCAUGAACACGGAAAGAAGAAGUAAUGAGUAGCGGGUAUUAGUUUUACCACAAUUCCCCAUAGUCGUGUUUACACCAUAUUUAAAAUUUAAAUGUUAAUUAUUUAUUAAGAAAAUGUAAUGUAAAAUAUUACAACAAUAAAUUAAAAUUAUACGG